Magnusiomyces paraingens is the source of this 1026-nucleotide messenger RNA. RefSeq lists its product as uncharacterized. Bases 1 to 1026 code for a protein of 341 amino acids. The transcript has a single exon. Gene Ontology annotation, cellular component: mitochondrion. Gene Ontology annotation, molecular function: flavin adenine dinucleotide binding; electron transfer activity. NCBI's taxonomy places the organism in Eukaryota, Fungi, Ascomycota, Dipodascomycetes, Dipodascales, Dipodascaceae. The record is from RefSeq and is a predicted model, not a curated record.
AUGAUCUUUGCUACCUCCCGCUCAGCUUUUGCCCGCGCUUCUGCCAUCCGCGCCUCCGCUUUCGCCCCCCGUUUUGCCUCAACUCUCACCAUCAUUGAGCACGCUGACGGCGCCAUUCUGCCGUCCACCUUCAAGACUUUGACCGCUGCUUCCCAGAUUGGCGGUCCCGUCACUGCUCUUGUUGCCGGUUCUACAGCCCCAGCCGUCGCUACUGAGGUUGCCAAAAUCCCCGGUAUUGAAAAAGUCCUUGUUGCUUCUAACGGCGCCUACGACAAGGGUCUCGCCGAGAACUUCUCCGACCUCAUUGCAUCCACCGUUAAGGAUGGCGGCUUCUCCCACGUUCUCGUUUCCUCCUCUGCCUUUGGCAAGAACGUCCUCCCCCGUGUCGGUGCUACCCUCGACGUCCAGCCCAUUUCCGAUAUCAUCAAGGUUGCUGGUGAAGACACUUUUGUCCGCCCCAUCUACGCCGGUAACGUGAUUGCCACUAUCAAGUCCACCGACCCUGUCAAGCUCGUCACAGUCCGCUCAUCUGCUUUCGAGGCCGCCCCUGCUCCUUCUUCCGGCUCUGCUGCUGUUGAAAACGUUGCCAACGACCCCAAUACUCCCUCCCCCACUGAGUGGAUCUCUGAGGCUAUUGCCAAGAGCGAGCGUCCUGACCUGGGCUCUGCCAGCAAGGUUGUUUCCGGUGGCCGUGGUCUUGCUAACAAGGAGAACUUUGACAAGGUCAUUUUCCCCUUUGCUGAUGCCAUUGGUGCUGCUGUUGGUGCUUCCCGUGCUGCUGUCGACUCUGGCUUUGCCGACAACUCUCUCCAGGUUGGUCAGACCGGUAAGGUUGUUGCUCCCGAGCUUUACAUCGCUGUCGGUAUUUCUGGUGCCAUCCAGCACUUGGCUGGUAUGAAGGACUCUAAGACCAUUGUUGCUAUCAACAAGGACCCUGAAGCCCCCAUUUUCCAGGUUGCUGACUACGGUCUUGUUGAGGAUCUGUUCAAGGCUGUUCCUGAUCUUACUGAGCAGCUUAAGAAAUAA